AUGGUAUCAGAGCGGGCUGUUGACGGCUGUAGAAGAUCAGGCACCGUGAAGUGGUUCAACGACGCCAAAGGGUUCGGUUUCAUAACCCCAGAAGACGGCGAUGAAGAGCUGUUUGUUCACCAGUCGGCGAUCAGAACCGAUAGGUUUAGGAGUUUAGGUGAUGGUGAGAAUGUGGAGUAUGUGGUGGAGACUGGAUCUGAUGGUCGUACGAAAGCUGUUGAUGUUACUGGUCCUAAUGAAGGCCCUGUGCAGGGGAGUACACGCAGCAGACCCAAAGCAAAUUUGGGUGGUUACAUGGAUAAAAAGGGAAAAUGGAUAGCCGACUCGAGCGCUAUCGAUCAUAUUAUAUAUGAUGAUUCCUUGCUUAAAAACAAAAAGAGAAGACGCUAUGAGCCCCUCGUCAGUAUACCAAAUGGGGAGGUUGUAUCCCCAAAUGGGGAGGUUGUAUCCGUUGAGGGAAGAGGAGAUUGUGUUCUUCCAAGUGGGGCGAUAAUUAGAGAAGUUCUUCAUGUCCCAAAAUUUAAAUACAAUUUGCUUUCUGUUAGUACAUUGUCUAAAGAACUUCAAUGUGCUAUUACGUUUUUUCCUGAUUUUUGUACCAUGCAAGACUUGCGCUCGAGGGGAUCGAUUGGAGCGGGUGAUUGCUAG
Messenger RNA from Helianthus annuus (common sunflower), 648 nucleotides. Its product is annotated as protein lin-28 homolog B-like. The transcript is spliced from 2 exons. Gene Ontology annotation, molecular function: nucleic acid binding. The coding region runs from base 1 to 648 and encodes 215 amino acids. The record is from RefSeq and is a predicted model, not a curated record. Lineage: Eukaryota; Viridiplantae; Streptophyta; Magnoliopsida; Asterales; Asteraceae.